AUGGGAUCUACAUGUGCGUUGGGAUCAACCUGGAGCAUUCGGAUCUACAGGUGUGUUGGGAUCAACAGGCGCAUUGGGAUCGACAGGCGCGUUGGGAUCAACUGGAGCAUUGGGAUCAACAGGCGCAUUGGGAUCGACAGGCGCGUUGGGAUCAACUGGUGCGUUGGGAUCAACAGGUGCGUUGGGAUCUACAGGCGCGUUGGGAUCAACUGGAGCAUUUGGAUCUACAGGCGCGUUGGGAUCAACAGGUGCAUUGGGAUCAACGGAGCAUUCGGAUCUACAGGCGCGUUGGGAUCAACUGGAGCAUUGGGAUCUACAGGUGCGUUGGUUCGGAUCUACAGGCGCGUUGGGAUCAACUGGAGCAUUUGGAUCUACAGGCGCGUUGGGAUCAACAGGCGCAUUGGGAUCAACAGGCGCGUUGGGGAUCAACUGGAGCAUUGGGAUCUACAGGUGCGUUGGGAUCACAGGCGCAUUGCGGAUCACGGCGCAUUGGGACAACAGGCGCGUUGGAUCAACAGCGCGCGCGUUGGGAUCAAACUUGCGAGCAUUUGGAUCUACAGGGCGUUGGAUCACUGGUAG
Drosophila busckii is the source of this 579-nucleotide messenger RNA. RefSeq lists its product as uncharacterized. The transcript has 3 exons. The record is from RefSeq and is a predicted model, not a curated record. Bases 1 to 579 code for a protein of 192 amino acids. Lineage: Eukaryota; Metazoa; Arthropoda; Insecta; Diptera; Drosophilidae.